Molecule: messenger RNA, 43564 nt
Organism: Pelobates cultripes (western spadefoot toad)
Lineage: Eukaryota; Metazoa; Chordata; Amphibia; Anura; Pelobatidae
Source: the annotation of a GenBank genome assembly
CUCACUGACAGUAUGUGUCUGAGGUGACAAAGAUGGCGGCUGCACAGGGUCGGCGGAGCGGGCAGAAUUGGCGGCUCUGAGUGACGCGGAAGGCAGGCGAUCGUUACACAGCUACCGAGGGAGCCCGAUAGCGCAGUGUGUGAGGAGCUCGGUGCCGGCCGGUGAGGGGCGAGGCGGCCCCCGGGGCGGAGGGCACGGUGACAGCCCGCGGUGUCCUUGAAGAAGGCGGCUAGAGGAGGAAGCGGAGACACGGAGGACGAGCCGGAGGGGAAGCGGAGGCCUCGCGGCGCACGGUCCGGGGCCAUGUUCUCGGUGCUGUCCUACGGCCGGAUAGUGGCCCGCGCGGUGCUGGGGGGGCUCUCACAGACCGACUCCCGGGACUACAGCCUGGUCACCGCCAGCUGCGGCUUCGGCAAGGAUGCGAGGAAGGGCAUCCUCAAGAAAGGCAUGUGCUACGGGGACGACGCCUGCUUCAUCGCCCGGCACCGCACGGCGGACGUACUCGGUGAGUGACCGCAACUACUCCCAUCAUCCCCAGCCAGCCUGCUAGACCGGCUCCGGGGGGGGACUGGACCCAGCCAAGCCUGGCACCACCAGGGAGAGAGAGAGCGAGCUGGUACCGGGCUCAGCAUAGAGAGGGCAAGGAGACACUCACUGUGGGGGUUAUUCACUAAGCUGCGAAUUAGGAGACCAGGAAAGUGCACACUUUAUCCCCAUAAUGGAGAUUCAGGGAAACUUUGCUAAUGGUGUUCUUUUCAUUUGCCAGCUGUUAUGGGUUACACUGUGCAUUUUCUUCCUCUUAAUCUUAGGCAACAAUUGGUGACUUGGAAAUCCCCUCUACUGUGGGGCAAACUGGCUAUUAACAAUUCACUGUUUAGUGAAUAAACUGAGCCUUUGGCACUCGGUGUCGCAGGUGCAGACCCCCUGGGUGUAGUGCGGGUAGAAUAAUAUUUUGGUGCUCGAUCUUGUUGUGCCUCUCUGCUGGCUGACCAGUCUGUAAAACACAAUCCACAUCAGCUGCCAUGCAAAAGGCUAUCCAUCAGUUGUUUAGGGACUUACAACCUGUUGAGCAGCCAUUUUUGCGCUUUAGCCAAAUGGUCCUGCAGAUAUAAGCUGAACCCUGUAGGUAUCUAGGCAGUAUUACAUUGCCUUUUGUGAUCUAAAUUAUUAAAGGCUGUGAUAUACAGAGUUGCUAGAUGCCAUUGGGUCAUCUACCCAUUCCCGGCCCUCUCUUAAAAGGACAAAUCCAUUUAUUUUCAUAUUUACGUUCUAUUUUAAGUUAUGCAAACCAUAAAAAAAUACAUUGGUCUAUAGAUUACUAAAAGUACCUAGAGAAACAUUUUUACUUUUUUAUGUAUUAUUACAUAAUUAACAGAAAAUGUGGCUUAAAAAUUACCAAUUUUUUUUCAAAUGCAAUGUAUAAAUGAUGCAUUAAAAAUUGGAACAAAAUCUUAACUUUAUGGAGUUCCCUUGUUAAGCACUGUUUAGUCGACCUGCAUACAGCUACAGGAAGACUAAAUUUGGAGAGCCUCUUACCCAAUACAUUUCUGCUGACAUUAAUGUAUUUGAUAGUGUAUCCUCAACUAGAAUGAGUGGAACAGCUCUGUAAACUGAUGGCAGUCAUGGUAUGGCUGUUGUCUGUUUACACAUACCACACUUAAGUGUUUAGUGAAAUGGGCUAUGUUCUGUUACGGGCAGAGCUGCAUCUACUAUUUGGCUCUUUGUUCUCGGAGGACCGAGAGCUCAGCCAAAAUUGUGUGUGCACAGAUCCACAAACAAAACUUGAACAAAAUUGACAAUGGGCAGACAGAACUGACAUAGUUAAUCAUUACAUUCAGAAUUCAAAGUGAUUCUCGAAUUUAAGGCCAAAGUAGCUGGACUAGAAUCAUAGAUGUGGUAUUUUUCCAGUCCAAUUAUUGUUACCUUAACCCCUUAAGGACCAAACUUCUGGAAUAAAAGGGAAUCGACAUGUCACACAUGUCAUGUGUCCUUAAGGGGUUAAAGGGACACUACAGUCACCAAAACAACUUUAGCUUAAUGUAGCUGUUUUGGUGUAUAGAUCAUACAUCUGCAGCCUCACUGCUAAAUUAUCUGCCAUUUAGGAGUUAAACCACUUUUGUUUCUGUUUAUUCAGCCCUACUCACACCUACCCUGGCUGUGACUGACACAGCCUGCAUGAGAACCAGAUGGUUUCACUUUCAAUCAGAUGUAACUUACUUUAAAAUAAUGUAUCUCCUGCUCUGUAAAUUAAACUUUAAUCAUAAACAGAAGGCUCCUGCUGGGUCUAGCAAGCCAUUAAGAGAGCAGGAAAUAAGAAAUUAAAAAUUAAAUAGAAUAUUUAAUCAAGGAAGUUUAAACAUAAGAUGACUCUAUGGGAAGUGUUUAUGAAGGCUGUGUAAGUCACAUGCAGGGAGGUGUGACUAGGGCUGCUAAACAUAGUGAUUUAACUCCUUAAUGGCAGAGAAUUGAGCAGUGAGACUGCAGGGGCUUGAUCUAUACACCAAAACUUCUUUAUUAAGCGUAAGUUGUUCUGGUGACUAUAGUGUUCCUUUAAAUUCAAUUUGACUUCUCACUUUAGUGAAUAAUUCUGUCUGCGUUCUGCAUGCCAGAUUGACUGCAUCAAUUCUGUACAACUGCAAUUCUUUGACGUUAUAACAUUAUCAGAGAGUAGGCUCAGUGUACACCAUGCACCAUUACCUUUGCAUUAAUGCUAAGUAGUGAUGAAUUGUCUAGUUAAAUAUUGUCCUCAGAUUUUAAGGCAGUAUAUAGAUAGUGCACUAAGUAUAUGUAUAUAUGUGUGUGUGUGUGUGUGUGUGUGUGUGUGUGUGUGUGUGUAUAUAUAUAUAUAUAUAUAUAUAUAUAUAUAUAUAUAUAUAUAUAUAUAUAUAUAUAUAUAUAUAACUAAAAAAGUUACAUACUUUGAAAGUGCCCCUUAGACCUUUCCCAUUACUAGUAUGAGACGUUCCAAUUGGAAUCAUUAUAUUAUGGUCUGUGUGGGGAAUGACUUUUGUCCAGUCAGCCUGUCUACAGUUGGUAAUUAUGGGCUAUUUAUCCUCUAUCUACUAAUUGCAUAACAUGAUUGAAACUGCAUAAUAAAUUGCAGACGCUUACGGUUUAUGUGCAGCCUGGUUCAUUGUUUAGUGAACUUAGCUGUGCUUUGUGUUCUUUAGUGCUAGGCAUGCGCAGUGCAUUUUACAAAACGGGGGGGCGGGGGGGGAAGGUCAGCUGCUUUGCCCUUAAAUUUUAAAUUUACUUUUAAAUCUUGGCAAUUCUCACAUUAGUGAUUCUUUAUUUUUAACACUGUAAAUAGCACAAAAAGGAGCACACUCUAAAAUAUAAGUAAUCUUUAUUGAAUUCGUACCAUGACUUACAGUAUACACAGUACAGAAAUAUACCCUAUCACAAAAUGCAACUAACAAAAAUGAAGAACAAAAAAUAGAAACAAAAUUAAAAACCAAGCCCCAGACACCAAAGUACGAAACAAAAUGAUAUAAACUAGAUUACAUACCAGAAAAAAAAGUGAGGAUACCAAAAUCAUACCCCAGUGUUUCAGCUGGAAGCCUUUUUCAAGAGAGGAUCUUUUAGUUCAUUGCAGGGUAAUUUUUUUAAACUUCAGUGUUAAAUCCACCUCUAAUGGCUGUAAUCAUUAUAGCUACUAGAGGCGCUUCCACUAAACUGACAGUGUAAAAAUUUGUCUGGUGACGUGGAAGUCCAUAGGAAAUCAUUACCGUGAUUUCCAAUGGGAAAGCCUCGAUGUGCACACGGUCCGUGCACAUCACUUUGGCCACUGUCUCGAGAGCCAGAUGACAUCAUGGGAGGCAGAGUGGCUGGAAGCCCGAAGCAGUCUUGGCGCUGGAGUAAAGGUAAGUAAACUUUUUUUUGUUUAUUGUUUAACUUGAUGGUGGGGAUAAAACAAACUUGCCAAUAGGGCACUAUAGCAUUAGUAAUACAGGUGUGAAUUCCUAGUGCUACAGUGUUUCUUUAAUCACAAGUAAUACAGUCACAUUGAAUUUCAUUUAGUACACGUUUGGCACCUGUCCUGUCCAUGACCAAUGCACAAAUGUCUCAAAUUUAGAACUAUUGAGAAUGAGCCUUAAAGGAACACUAUGACAUUAGGAAUACAAAUCCUAACUUAAUAGAUUCCCCCCACCAUCUGUCAAUAAACUUGUGAUUUAGAUCAGUGAUGGUUUUUAAAGUACAUAAUAAGAUAAAAAAAUGUUUGUGUAAAGUAAAUUAACUUUUAUCAUUUUGUUUUCAGUUGUUUAUUAAAGGGAUUCUCCAGUGCCAGUAAAACAAACCCAUUUUCCUGGCACUAGAGAAUCCUGGAGUGCCCCCUAUCCCACGUUGCUGAAGGGGUUAAAACACCUUCAGACACUUACUUGAAUCCAGCGCCGAUGUCCCUCUGCGCGGUCAGGCUCCACCCACGCUCCUCCCCAACCGAUGUCCGCUGGCCGGGAAGCCCUAAUGCGCAUGCAUGGCAAUGGCCACGCGCACAUUAGACCUCCUUAUAGGAAAGCAUUAUUCAAUACUUUCCUAUGGGGAUUCCGGUGACGCGGGAGGUCCUCAUGCAUAGCGCGAAGACGUCCAGUGUUGUUUAGAUGACCAAAAGUAGUCUAAGAAGCUGGAAAUCCUUCUAGUGACAGCCACUAGAGGAGGACUUAACCCCGCAUGUUAAUUAUUGCAGUUUAUAAAAACUACAAUUGUUACACUUGCGGGGUGAUGGGUGUUGGCACCCAGACUACUUCAAUGAGCUGAAAUGGUCUGGGUGCCUGCAGUGUCCCUUUAAUUCUGGAUGUAGUUUAUAUUUCAGGAUAGACUUGUGUUGAGCAUAAUGCUAUAUUUGUUGUUGCAUCUUGUGGUUGGACCAGAGGGGCUAACUGCCAGUUUUUGGGCUUGUGAUUUUUGUUUGUAUUUUGUGCACUGUCCUGGCUUUGCAAAUAUUCCGAACCAUAACCUAGCUUCACCUCUCUUGUCAUCAAAUCAGCCUUUCUAUCUGUGUUUUUGUCUUAUUUUUUAUUUUUUUGUGUGUUGCGUGCUCGCACAUGACAUUAAAUUUGUUUUGCUAUUAUUUUUAUUGGGGAAAUGAAGGCUGCUUGUUUUACAAAGUAUAGAACUUUUUUUUUUUCCACUUUUUAAAUGCAAUCUUACCGGAAGACUUAAGAUACAAUUUGUAAAUGUUAUGUUUUUUUGUAUCGGAUGAGGGGAGGUGUUGGUACAUUGUUUUUUUUAUUUUUAUUUUAUUAGUGAUUUUCACAUUUUAAUUGUCCUUUUUUCUAAAGUUAUUUGUUCACUGCCUUAUAUUUUUAAGCUCAACAAAAACAUUCUCAAAGUCAUAAUGCAGAUAUGCUGAAGUUAAGGGGGGAAAAUCUGCCAUGUAAUCUAAAGUCUUUAAUAGUUAUAUAUUUAUUUUUAUCUCAAAAAUAUAAAAUUCUACCUCACAGGCACAUUAACUAGCGCUAUAAUAAUAAUGUGACUCAUUUUAUUUGCAUGUAGAGCUGCAGACAUAUUUUAUUGCAACAUGCUCAAGGUCACAAACAUUUUAUGCUGGUUCUUGAAACUUUGUAGCAUUCAAAAGCUGCUGACAACAGGACUGGAUUCUUCAUUGAUAGCCUGUUCAUUGCCUUUCCUUGGAAGGGUCAACAGUUAGGUUUUAAAUUGCUCAGCAUUUUAUAUGAAAAUAUGGCUGUGCUAGAAGUUUAGACCAUAAUGAAAAAAAAUUGUGCUUGUAAACCAUGACCAAAAACAUUCAACAAAAGGGCUCAAAAUGUAAAUUCUUUAAUUAGCCAGGCCUAACACUUAUAUAUCUAUCAAAUGUACACAACAUUUUUUGCCCCUCAACUACACUAACUAGCUGCAAUGAUUAUUUUUACACUGUCCGUAGAGAUUAUCCAUUUGCCAGCAAUCAUUACACAAAUUUGCCUACCCACCACUUCAAAAAAGCAGCUAUUUGUAACCUACUUUUGUGUGUUUGUGUGUGUGUAUAUAUAAACAUGCAUUUGCAGGUAUGCCCUGCAGGCAGAUCAUUAUUACGACUAAUGCAAAAUACUCUAAUAAGCGAUUUUUUUUUUUUUAAUUUGGUAACUGUGGAGGAGUUUAUGAAAUGGUUCAUUAUGUGUUUAACUGGUGUGUGUGUGUGUGUUUGUUUGUGUAUGUAUAUAUGUAUGUAUAUAUAUUUAUAUUCCAGGGUCUCUGACCAUGACGAAGCCCCAUGUAAGCGCCCUUGGAAGGUUGACAGUGCUUCUGCUGACAAAGGCAAAGCCCCAAAGACUGCUAAAUUGUCUCAUGCCAAACCCACUUUCAAUAAAGAAUUUGACCCGUUAAAGGGUUCAACCUCUGGCUAUCACCUACAAGUGAUGGACAAAUAUGGUGCGUAUCCAGAUGAGGAUCUCCCAGGAGACCCUUCCUUUUCAGACUAUGUUACGGAGACUUUCCUCCUACUCUAAAAAAACUGAUCCUAUGAACAAUACUAAGGACGAUAUCCUACUGGAUACCAAUGGUUGUCCUCUUUUUGACCCUCGCUGUAUCAGACACCCUCGUUCAGCUGAGUGGACACCCCCUGAUCACAUUUCCAAAUACUGCAGAUUACGGUUUGUAAACCAAUAGAAAAGGAGGAUAGGGCCAAAUUGAGGGAUGUCACCCCUGAACUUCACCCACUCCUGGUUACCUUUCUAACUAAAUGGGUAAAGAUCUCUGUAAAGGCAUCGGAAUAGGCUUAAAAGCCACACAAGAGAAGCUGAUGGAUAUUGCGGGCCUGCUUAUCCAGAUUUUUAUAAUCGCUGACGCACAAAGAGUGUUAUGCCUGUUGGUCAACGCCAAUGUAGGUAUUUCAAUUGAACGGCGUAAAGCAGUGUUAUAUAAAAUUGAUGUCAAACUGGCAGAACUAGGCGCCAAAGAACUAUGUUCAGAGGCUUACGGACUGUUAUUUGGGGACAGGUUCAUACGUGACCUGAAUAAAUACGUAUCCGUGUUUACCUCCCUCAAUAAGGCACAAUUGUCCCUUCUCAGGGUGUUUAGAAUCCAGCGUUUUUCUGGGAGAGCUGGUCGCUAUAGGGGCCGAACGACUGGCUACAGGCCUCGACCAUCAGACGCAUGGAAUUCGGGCAAUACCCGUUUCUACCACGAACAUUUUUUUUCCCUCUAGAGGAUCCAUCAGAGGAUGUGGCUCUGCUUCCCUCCGCCGCCGCACUGCUACAGGCAAUCGACUUUCCUUAUUCCCAAGUUCCUAUUGCAGGCCGGUUAACCCUUUUUUUUUUUUUUCAACCGUGGUUUCUAUUAACUCGAGAUCCAUGGAUCCUUCAAACCGUAUCAGGUUUCCAUGUAGAUUUUGCAAACCAUCCUCAUGUCUCAGGAGGACAAUGCGACCAUAGAGACCGCGCUAAACAACCUUGUUGCCAAGGGUACUAUAGAACGUUCUGUCCCCUCACAGAUUCAUAAGCAACAGGUUUCUGGUCCAGAAACAGUCGGGAGACUUUCAACCAGUUAUCAAUCUGAAAGACCUAAACAAUUUUAUUGUUUACCAGCAUUUUAAAAUGGAGGGUAUCCAUCUCUUGCGAGACCUACUCUGUGAGGGAGACUGGUUCUCCCGUUUCGACUUGAAAGAUGCAUAUCUCACAGUACCUAUAACACCGGCCCAAUGCAGUUUCCUACAGUUCAGAUGGCAUCAAGAUUUAUGGCAGGUCACAUUCCUCCCCUUCGGACUCUCUUCCGCACUUUGGUGUUUCAUUAAGCUGAUGAAACCGGUCAUGGCUUUACUACGCUCACAGGAGAUUCGCGCCAUCAUAUAUCUGGACGAUAUCCUCCUUAGGGCUCAGGACCUAGACACUCUACGCCUUCAUACAGCUGUGACCACGGCCCUAUUACAGAACUUGGGGUUCUUGAUCAAUUCCUCGGAUUUCAAAUAGAUUUCGUUUUGGCGGUCCUACAACUCUUUUCGGUCAAGAUCAAGAACUUUAAAAAAGACAUCAGGAAAAUUCUAGCCUCAUCAAUUAUCCAGCUUCGUGACUUAGCUCGCAUAAUCGGACUGCUCUACGCCUCUAUACCAGAUUAUAUCCUAGAGUCAGAUGCCACAAUUCUGGGCCGAGGUGCGUCAUGUUCGGAUCUCUUUAAAGGAGGUCGUUGGUCCCCAUCAAAACGUGCACUGCACAUCAAUUGUCUCGAAUUGAUUGCCGGUUUGUUUGCGAUUCGCAGCUUUGCUUACAAUUGUUCCCUAGUGCUGAGGAUGGACAACAACUCAGCUGUUCAAUACGUGGAUCGCUUAGGGGGUUCCCGUCCCAAAAUGCUCUCAGACCUCACAAAAAAAUUAUACCAAUUUUGUCUGAAAAGGAACAUCUCUCCUCGAGCAGAGAGUGUGUGCAUAAAGUGAUAUCAGAAUUGUCUAACAUCAAGCCAGCCAGGAGCAUACUCAGCCUAUAUCUGAUGGAGCAUGUUAGAAUCACACCCUUUCCUAAUGAGACAGAAUUCACAUUUAAAUAUAUUUAGUUAUAGAACAUCUUCGUUCUGACUGCAUUCAAACAAUAGAAUGGCGAACAUAGAUGACUCAGUACUUUGUGAAUGUAUUUUGUUCCCUGGAAUCAGAAUUUUCCACAAUUAAGUGCAAAAAUGUUGAAUGACUGUUGAAUGACUCAUAGAUUCUUUGACUCAUAUGGUAAAGGGGGAUAAGUUUUUAUAUUUACAUGCCAAAAUUGUUACAAACUCAGAAUUUCAUAUUAGCCCUGCUUAAGCCCCUGACCCAGUUUCAUUGGCGAGUCCAGGGUUUAGAAACAACCCAGUUGUGUCUAAGGUGUUUUUCUUUUCUAAAAAACAAAACAAAAAAACACACUUUAGAAACACAGUAAUCCCUAAAUCCUGGACUGGUAGGGGCUACUUGAGGACUGGGUUGGGAACCCCCUGACAUAGUGAUAGUAAGAGAAUGUCUAGGACAGACAGAUGUUGGAGCACAUAUGUCUUGUGGCAUAAGGUAAAGCUUGGGAUACAUCAAAUGUGCAUGUAUGGAGGCUUCAUUUUGGUCUUACAAUUAUUAUUUAUUUAGAUUUUUUUAUUAAUACCACCAUAUUUGCUACUUAUGUACCAUGGGUAGCAAAUUAUAUAUACGGUAAUUUGACAAACAAAUCUUCACAUGUGACCUAGGUCUGCCGAAGGCCUAUCCAAUUCCUUUUGGGGCUUAAGUUGGAUAGCUUCAAGUAUAUUUGACACUUUAUUAAAAAAAAAAAAUAUAUAGAAUAUAAUACUGUUGUCAAUUUGAAACUUUGUGCAUUGUCUGGAUACCUGGGUAGUCAAAAAAAUAUAAAUAUGCAUAAAUAAAUAUGCCUGCUUUUUCAUGGUUUACUUUAUUGCAAUGCGAUUUGUCCAAUCUUGGCAGUGUCUGGCAGCCAGCCAUUUUGAGCUUUUGCAAUAUUGUACUAUUCAUCAAGACUUUUCAAUAUUACAUCACAACAUAGUGAACUGAAAAAAGAAAAACAUUACAAUACCAGUCAAGAGAUUCAGAGCACAAUGUGACUGCCCACAGUCAUUAGGAAGCACCUGGAAUAAGGGGAAAAGUAAAAAGGGUAAAUCUCAACAAUUCUACCCUUGGCAUAGGUGACAGUGAGGAAAUACAUGCAUCUAGGCAGAUUAUGCAAGUGUGGGAACAUUUACAGAGGAAGGUAGGGGAUGAAAGGCAAAGAGGGAGAAAAUGAAGGUGAAUGCCUUAAAAGGAUCAUAAAGGAAAAAAGGGUUUGAAGUGGAGAUCGACCGAUAUUGAUUUUUAUUUUUUUUUGAACCGAUAAUCUGUGAACUUUCAGGCCAAUAGCCGAUAACUUACUGAUAUUCAGUACAUUUACCAUUUUGAAAAAAUAAACUAUUUCUACACAAAUCUACUGUUAACUGAACAUGUUUAUUUAUUUCUUUGCAAAUAUAUAUAUUUUUUUAUUAAGGUAAAUGCACAAAAUAUACAUGUCAGUCAGAAUUUUGUUUUCAAUAAUGUGUGUAGUGGAUGCAGUGAGUAUUUGGUGAAUUAAGUGUAUGUUUGUGUAGUGGAUGCAAUGUGUGUUUCUCUGUAGUGGAUGCAAUGUGUGUAUAAUGAAUGUAGUGUGUAUAUACACACUACACAAACACGCUGUGUGUAGUGUGUGUGUGUGUGUGUAUAUAUAAUGAAUGCAAAGUGUGUGUAAAAUGGAGGGGCAUUUUUUUAUUUUUUUUUUUGGUCUCCCCUCCCUGCUUCUUACUUGGCCAGGGAGGGAGGAUAUGACAGUCCCUUUUGAGGCACAUUUGAGCAGAUGCUGCUGAUGUUUGCCAUCAUGUGUUUUUUGUCUACCUUUUAAACUACAAAGGUUCACUGAAUAGCAAUAGGCCAUAAAGGGGAAAAAAAACAUAAAAGAAACUAUUUUAAAUUGCAUUGGGUUAUUAAUUUGUGUUCUGUGUAGAGUUUGUAUUUUCUGAGCACGGGGCUAGACUCUACAUUUAUUCUGCAAUGAAUGUAGAAAAAAGUUAGUCAAGAGCAACAACUCUGCAUUGUUAUAGAAAAUACAUUUUCCAUUAUAUCGACUUAUUUUUCAGAGAUAUAUUUUGUGUAGAUUAUGAGUGUAAUAGUAAUUUUGAGAUCCUCCGUAAUUUUUGAGUUAAUCUUGAAGUUCAUAUAUUAAUAUAUUUAAUACAAUCUCAAGUGGUUUUCUACAUUCCUCCUCUGACUCUUAAUAGCAACAUAAAACUAUAUUAACAAUGUCAAAGUAAUUUCUCACUAUCACAACAUGUUUGUGUUAUAUACAUUUCUGUUCUCUCACUGUCAAGGUGUGGAAAGGUAACACCCUGUGUACUGGCUGUUCUCCAGAACUGAGACUUUGAAUGAAGCUGUUCGAUCUGGUUAACUUGAAGGUCAUAAUGGACAGAUUAUUAUGUACUUUUUUCCCUUCUAAGUAAAUCAGAUUUCUAUCUUUUUUUUUAUUUAUUUUUUAUGGUGUUCUUUGAACAUACAAACAUACAUUUUGUUAAUAGAACCACGCAAAAUAUGGUGUUUUUCUAACCAGGGAUUUAACUUUACUCUUUAAAUCAGACUUGUAAAUAAUUUUCAAAGAUUUGUAAUUAUAAUUAUUAGAAAUUCUUUCAGUGGAUUUUUAUUUUCUGUGCCUCAGUGGGCAUGUGAAAAUGGAUUUUACAUGCUUUAAAUUUCCAGUUUAUAAAUGUGUCUGAGAUGUGGUUUUAUAUAAGGCUUGCUGCAAAAUCUAGUUGCAGACUGAGGUCAUACUGUCUUUUAUGUACAUCAGGGCUCGACAAAUCCCAGGCGCCAGGUCACUGUGGCGUCUGGGAUUGGUUGGCCUGUUCCCUCCAUCCUCCCACAGGGAAAUUGCAAACUUGAAGGGCAGCAUUUAAAGACUGACAGCUUGCCGCCCACCCACACUGAGCAAAGCUGGACCUAAAGCCGGCGCGGCCGUCUGCCUCCCUCAGAGCCAGCCCUCCAGCCUGCCCCUUUAACCCUUUAAGGACCUAACUUCUGGAAUUAUAGGGAAUCAUGACAUGUCACACAUGUCAUGUGUCCUUAAGGGGUUAAGCAGAGCUGUCCACCCUUACCCUUGCACGCCGGGAGGUGUGUGUGGCGGGGUCUGUCUGGGUGUGUGUGUUGUCAUCUGUCUGGGUGUGUGUGUGCGUUUAGGUCACCAGCCCCUCUGAUUGCAUGGGAAUGGUGUUCUUACUCACCUUUUUUCCAACGCUAUGCUGGUCUCGCUGCAGCUGGCCAGCCUCCAUAGCUAAGAUUAUUAAUUACCAAUCAGCAUCUCCUCAUAGAUAUUCAAUAAAUCAAUCAUCUCUAUGGGGAACGUUCAGCAGCUCUAUGCAAAGCGUGAAGACGCUGAAUGUAGGUAGGAGACACUUUAGUGGCUGUUUGACGGCUUCUAAAGGUGUUACUAGAUAGCAAUGUAAACACUGUCUUUUCUUUGAAAAGCCUGCAGGGACAAUCUAUAGACACCAGACCACUACAUUAAAGGGACACUAUAGUCACCCAGACCACUUCAGCUCAAUGAAGUGGUCUGGGUGUCAGGUCCCUCGAGGGUUAACCCUGCCUGAUGUAAACAUAGCAGUUUCUGAGAAACUGCUAUGUUUACAUCUGGGGUUAAGCCAGCCUCUAGAGGCGCAUCGGCAAUGAUUGAGGCAUAUUAUGCCUCAAUCACGCAGAGUGUCCAUAGGAAAGCAUUGAAAAAUGCUUUCCUACGGACACUUUGAAUGUGCGCUGGUGACGUCAGACAAGGAUGCUGACGUCGGCGGGGGAGGAGAGGUAAAGGAGCCCGGCGGGGGAAAAGGGUGAGUAGCUGAAGGGGGACCCUAAGGGUGGGGCACCCUCAGGGUACUAUAGUGUCCCUUUAAGUUGUAGUAGUUCUGGCGAGUAUAGUGUCCCUUUUAAGAAUUGUAUUUCUAUCGUUGGAAAAAAACUAGCUCCUAACUUUUUUAGCUGGCUCCUAGAUUGAAAGCAAAUUUGUCAAGCCCUGAUGUACAUGAUACUUGAAACACAAAUUAAUCAAAUGUAAUUUUAUUUGUAGACCUAAGGUCUGGCCCAAGCCUAUGAAGCCUCUAAUCCAAACCAUUCUGAACCUUAUUCAUUUUUUUUUUUUUUUCUUCAAUUAAACUUCUGUCUGCAGUUUUACCCUUCAGCUGUCUAAAUUAGCUUGAUAUGUUGAUAUGUGUCAUGUGCCUUGGUAUUGGCAACACGCAUUGUUUACUAAUCUUUAACUUAAUUCUUGGAAAAUAACAAGGCUAUUGUACUUUCACAUUUUGAAGGUUGUCAGAAGGUUAUUUAAUGUUCAUUAAUCUUUAUCUCAUACCUUCAGAUUUUUAACCUUGGAAGAUUUUUUUGCAAAAUAACUAUUUGAAUUGAUUGCAGUCAUACAGUUUACCCUUUAAUGGAAAAUUAGUCUUCGCAAUAAAAAGCAAUAUUCCUAACACUAUAGUGCCCUUGGUGUGUCCCCCAACCCCAGGAUAUAAAGGGUUUCAUUUACUUGACUCCAGAGAAUGUUGUCCAAUGGGGAGAGGGAACCUAAUGCACACAUUGCCUCAUUGCUUUCCUAUAGGAUUUUCUCUGAUGUGCCGAGCGUGAGGACGUCCAGUAUCCUUUUACCAGUCAAUGUCAAAUCUAGUAGACUGCCACUAGAGGCAGUCUUAACCAUGCAAUGUAAACAUUGCAGUUUCUCUAAAACUGCAGUGUUUUACAUUGCAAGACUAAGGACGACAGAGAGACUGUGCCCAGUCCACUUCAGUUCAGAUGAAGAAGCCUGGGUGCCUAUAGUGUCCCUUUAAAUAUGUAUAUUACCUGCACCAAAGUAAUGAAAGUACAAUGUCUGAUAGAAUUUUCCUGUCCAUACCAUUAACUAGUUUAAGAUUAUUCAUUCAAGUUGUUUAUACAAACUUAGAUUUUUGCAGAAAAACAAUUAACUGCUGAAUGAAACUCUGAAACAACUUCAGGCCAUUGUAGUUGUUAUAGUGGCAGAUGCAUAGUAAGUUGUCAGACUGUUUUAGCACAAUUUGACAAUUUAUUUGGGGUCCACAGAGCACCAGUUUUCUCCAGCAGCUCUGAGGUUAACAUGCUGUAAAUUUACAUAGCUAAUAACCUACAAUUGGACAACUUUUAGCUAACACUGUCUUUAUGUAAUUGUUGUAUCAAAUGUGAGUUUUGUUUUUGCUUGACAGAAAUAAUCCCCUAAACUGGCUACAUAUCUCUAGAAAGAACAUGUUCCUAGCUUGUGUGUUUAGCACCCCAAUGUUUGUUGCUGUGAAUGUUUUUUUGUGCUGUUGUCAGAAAAUGUAAUUUUGUCCAUCAUUUUUUGUUUUUUUUGCAAUAGCAGUUUGCCCUUAGUAAUGUUUGUAAAUAUGCCCAUGUAUAUGGUUAUACAUAUCUGCAAGAAGCCAUUGCUCUAAGGGAAUUGCGGCAUGCCGUGUCCUUAAAUUACUUGGAGUAACCAUUGACCUGUGAUUGAUUUCAUGUGUUACUGUAUCACUGUUUAAACACAUGGUGUGUCUUGUUUGAAUUUGUUCGAUAUUCUUUGUCUGACCCUCUGGCUAUGGAGUUAGCAGCUUCAUAUUAAUCAUACUGUUCGAAUUGGAGAAAUUCACUGUUUAUAGAGUUCAUUUACUGGGUGUGUAAAGUACUUUAAAUACUGAUCUGUUGUUGGCUACUUAUGCUUCUAUGAGACGUCUGUACCCUGGAGGAUUGGGAGUGUAAGUCUUGAUCCCAGAGCUUAUACCUUAGAAAAAUAAAAAACAUUCACCAGUUUGUAUGACUUGAAACAAAGCACCUCCUAUCUACUGCUAAUUAGUUACUGGCAUCUGCUUUACACAAAUAUCACAAUUUAGUAUCCAGCAAGCUGCAUUGCAUUACCAGACUUGUACUCCAACAUAAUUAAGACUUGAUCGAUGUGACUGGGAUAAGAGUUUGUGAUAUAACAGUAAUAAAACAGUGUAAUGAAACUUUAUAGCAGACUGUUAGGGCUUGUUUAAUUAUUGAUCUUUUGGUGGCAUACACUAUAUGAACACAAGUAUUGGGACACACCCCUUAAUUAAAGGGACACUAUAGUCCCCAGAACGAUUACAGUUUAAUGUAGUGUUUUUGGUGUGUGUAGUAUGUCCCUGCAGGCUUUCUAAUGUAAACACUGCCUUUUUAGAGAGCCUCACACGACCAAAUACAAUGCCAAGUGGUGGAUUGAGUGGUGUAAAGCAUGCCACCACUGGACUCUGGAGCAGUGGAAACGUGUCCCCCUUUAGUUUAAUAGCCCCCACUUGCAGUUUUUAAAAAUUAUUUAUUUUCACUGUGCUUGAGUUACUUUUGUUGCACUGCCACAACAACAGGUACAAGAAUAACAAGUGGCAUAGAAAUAGUUGCAUGAUAUAAUCUAUAUUAAGUCAUAGUACAUUGUGUGGCAGUUCUAUGAUGUAGCACAAUUUUAUAAUUAAGUGUAAUGAACAUGCUAAGUACAAGGUAUUAACUGAACUGUUAAUCACUAAAGAAAUACAAGACAUGGUAGUUGGGGGUGCUUAUAUGUAAUAGUUAACAUGCUAGUUUAACUUCUGUAAAACUUAAGGUCAUAAUUCCACCAAGAGCUUAUAGACUGGUCUCUACUAGUUGCUAAGGCAGACGGAGGGUGCAUGAUAUAGUUGAAAUAGGUGCUCAAAAGAAGCAAGCUGAGAAAGGGAGGCUAAGUACAGCGAAGCUAGAGCUUAGUGCUAAAAGAGGUAACUGAAGAACUGCAGCCCAUUCAGCCUAUGCCCCUAACAUACAUCCAGAGUCCAGAUAGGUUUACUGGAUGAUAAAAUCCUCCGUGGGUGCCAUGGAGUGUUUCAGUUCUCCUGUACCUGUAGCUGUGUAUCGCUUUUCGUAUAAACUGUGUAAAAAAAAAAAAAGUGAUGGGUUUUCUCGGGCCCUUGGGACGCAAGCGUAUCGCUGAGCCUGCAUAAAUCCACAUCUGGAUCGGAGUCUCCAAGUCGAGGCUCCGUGAUAGAGUAUUUCCAUUGGAGCUGUCAGGGUGGAUUGCUUUGUUCGCCUCAAGAAUGCUCUGUAAGGGCCUUCCUGUUAGAUCUGCACCAGAGUCUCAACCACAAGCUGUGUAGCAGCGUCACUGUCAACCAUUUAAGACAGGCCACAUGGGAGCCGCUUGCUCAGGAUUCACCCAGGAACCACAUGGUGCUGAAUAAAUUGUUGCCUGUUGGGAACCAGGAUUUUUUUAUUUAUUUUUUUCAACCGUGAGCAGCCACUGCCUAUUUAGUAGACAUCCCUCUACUCGUGGCAUAGUGAGUAGGGGCAGGAAGGAGAAUUAAACCUCUUUUACUAAUCUGGUAGUCCUAUUUAGAGUGAGGGGGCAUGGGGGAUUUAGAAGGUUUGGAGCACAGCUCCCCUCAUCCCCACUAAUAUUUUUUUUAAAAGGAGGGAGCCGCUGGCCAGUAGCUCCAUCCUUGUAAUAAGAUAAACCAUCACAUGAAGAACUACAGUUCGGCUUUGUUCAUUGGAAGUGAUUUCUAUUCGUCUUUUGGAGGAAUUCGCAAAGAAGCAAACGCUCAAGUCUACAAGUAGACAUGCACAGGAAUUUCACAGCGCAAGCUAGUGUGGGCAAAUGAAGGCAUGCAGUAAACGUCAUCCUGGAACACAAAGAUGGAGGCGCCUAGGACAUUAAAUCCGGUGAAGAAAUUAGGCAGUAGAAAAAAUAAGUUGUGAAAUAGGGGACCUAGAGGCAUUUGGGGGUGAUUGGGAGGACAAUAAAGUGUAUGAGUUAAAAAAAAAAAAAAAAAGAUUCAGCCAUUACAGUGCCACUUUUAAAAACUUAAUUAAUUUCGUUAUUUUUAGAAUUAUGUAUUUAUAUAGACACACUUCUUUAUAUUUUAUCAGUAGUAGUAUUUAUUGAAUAUGGUAGUUCUAAUUUUAUAAUUUUACAGUACAAAGGUUUGAAGUACCAUGUUCUACUGUGGUAUUCUCUUUUUGGCAUGGUAAUGUGCCUAAUAAUCUAAACAUAGUGAGUUACAUAAUGUUCUUGCACACAGAGUAAUUUCAUGCUUUAUGCAACAGUGUGACUGCUGCCUUGUCAUUGAAGAUUUCUUUGCAAAUGCAGCACACAUAGCCAGUGUUUGUCUGCCCGAAGUAUAAACUAUUUAUACAUUUAGUCAUUAAUCCUCUUGAAAUUCAGAAAAAUGUUUGAUAGUCCUAAUAAAGUUAUUGUAGUACGUGAAGUUAACCCUCUGAAAGGUUUACUGCUACUAUGUCUUCUGCAUGGCACAUUCGUUCCCCAUCACUCUUAAAUGUACCAUUCCAAGUGUCUUGUUAAUCAGUUGUGUGCUGCUUUUUGAUGACCCAUAAUCAUACUGCUGCAAUAGGUUUCAUACAGUUUGUUUGAGAUAGUCGUACAUCUCCUGUUUUGGAGUGGUGCAUGGGAAAGGUAACUAGCUCAGUAAAGUAAAGUUACAUUUUAUUUUUAGGCAUCUGGUUGGGGAAUUCUUCUCCUUCUGAUUUUUUUCCAGGAAAAGCAAACCCCAUUCUUGUAUGGUAUUGCAAAACAUGCAGCAUUGAACCAGUAGGGAUACGUCAACAUUUUCUUCUCAUGUUUUUUUGGAAAUGGGCAUAUGUAAAUAUCCAUAGCUAGAUAACGCAAGAAUAGUUCUGCAGUAUUGUAGGGAAAUACAGUAUCCUUUGUCAGGCCAAUACAGUCCUGAUCUGCCAUUCUUUAGAACUUGUCUAACCACAGUAUCAAGAAAGCCAUAUUUUCUAAAGAUGUUGCUGCUAGCUUCUAAUCUGUAGGGUUUUUCUUAAGGAGUACUGUUACAUUAAAGGAUCACUAUAGGGUCAGGAACACAAACCUGUAUUCAUGACCCUAUAGUGUUAAAACCACCAUCUAGCCCCCCUGAGCCCCUCAUGCAUCCAUAAAUUGUUGCCUAAAAAAAAAAAAGUCUGCUACCAUCAUCAGAAGUGGUAGCCUGAUCCAAUCACAAUGCUUCCGCAUAGGAUUGGCUGAGACUGACAAAGAGGCAGAUCAGGGGCAGUGCUAGUAUGAUUCAAACACAGCCCUGGCCAAUCAGCAUCUCCUCAUAGAGAUGAAUUGAAUCAAUGGAUCUCUAUGAGGAAAGUUCAGAGUAUGCAUGCAGAGGGAGGAGAUACUGAAUGUUUGGAUGCAUUUUAGGCAGCCAUGACACAGGAAGGAUCUCUAGCAGCCAUCUGAGGAGUGGCAAGUGAAGUUAUCACUAGGCUGUAAUGUAAACACUGCAUUUUCUCUGAAAAGACAGUGUUUACGGCAAAAGGCUUGAAGGUAAUGAUUCUACACACCAGAACAAAUUCAAUAAGCGGUAGUUGUUCUGGUGACUAUAGUGUCCCCUUAAACAUUAAUAUAUGUAUUGUAAUGCUUUUUUAAGUUUACUGAUCCCCACUUGCUACAAAGUAGCUGAAAUUGUAGUAUAGUUGUCUUAGAGAAUUCUUCUAAAUCCGCUACUUUGAACUAAAAUUUUAAGUUCACUUUGAAUUCUUAUUUUAGUGAAUAACCCCGAUAAAGAAGUAACGGAGACAUAGUGUGCCCUUUUGGUUUUCUCCACACUCCCCCAAUCAAAUAAUUCAAAUAUUUCAGAGAGUUUGUCUUAUAAUACUGAACGUUAAAUUAGGAAAUACCUCUGGUGGCUGUCAGUCUGACAGCCCCUAGAAGCGUUUUCUCUGAUAAAUGUAAACAUUGCUAUUUCUCAGAAAUGGCAGUUUUUUACAUUGUCAGGUUAAUAUUAAGAGGAUGUGGAUUUGAUGCAUAUUGUCCCUUUAAUAGUGUAUAGUAAAAACAAAGAAUUAAUGUGUGUGUGUGUGUAUGUAUAUAUAAUACACACGUAUUAAAAAAAAUAUUUUUUUAUUUAUUUAGAAUUUCUUUAUCUUUCACAGGUUACAGCUUUACAUAUUGUUGUGCAUACUGUAUUCAUUAUAGAAAGGGCAAAGGCAGUAAAUAUAUAAAUUAUUACAAACUACUAGGUCCAUAGUUCGCUUUCUGUUUAUAGAAACCAAGGUGGUCUUCUAACCAAAUCAUACAAAAUCAAACCUAUGUUUCCCAACUAAUAACCUACCAACACAUUUCUAGCAUACUUGUGGCAGGGGGUUGUGUCUAAUGACCAUAAGAUGUGUUAAAUUUAUGCCAGGAAAGCCACACCUCUUCAUAUUUGUCAGAGGACAAUCUGUCUGGGAGGAACCCUUUUUCCAUUCUAUAAUGGAAAUUCACUUGUAAGCUUAUUUCGGUACAGCUCAGAGGGUCUAUUUUCCUCCAGUUUCUAGCAAUUAAUUUCGUGGCCAUACAAAUAUGAAUCAUAAGGGUUUUUGCAUUAUUAUUGCCAAGGGGGAAGCCUAUAUAGAAUAAUAGCAUGGGUGCUGUCAAUUUGACUUCCCUGUUAAAAGUGAGAUUUAGCAAUCUAGAUUGAGUCUCUUUUGUUCUGAACAGCUCUUCACACUGCCACCAGAUAUGUGAAAAUGUACCCUGAACUUUGCCACAGCACCAGCAAUCAGGAGAUACAUAAGAAUCCAUUCGUGAAAGACUAGAUGGGACCAUGUACCAGCGGUAAAUACGUUUGUAAUAUACCUCUAGUAUGGUUACACUGUGUAUAAUUCUUUUUACUAAAAGAAAGCCCUGUAUCUAAUCUUCGCAAGCACAAACGAAAUGAAGUUCUUGUUCCCAUUUUAUCAUUGCUGGGCCUUUUUCUUUAUGCUGCUGAGUGUUAACAAAUCUAAUGAACAUGAAAAACAUUUUAUUACUUAAGUGUUGAGCCAGAAACUGGUGUAUCGGGGUUGGCCUUGCUAAGGCUUCACCAUUUAAAAAGGAUUUAAUUCUCAGAUAGAUGAAUAUCUCCCUGUGGGGGGAGAUUAAAUUUAGAUUGUAAUAAACAAAACUGGGAAAUUGUCUCUCCAUCUGUUAAUUCUGAAAGAACUGUCAGACCGUUAUAAUAAAUAAAAUAAAAAUCGUCAGCAACCCAAAUGUGAGUGAAUGGGAAAACUGUAAAUAUAACAAAGGGUAUGCCAACAAACUAUAAGCAAUCAAUAAUACAAAUUGAAAAAAAUAUUAGGGGGGUGUGGGCCAGGGGAGCUCCUCUGUUCAGACCACAAUUUAAGCUUAAAAAGCAAAUAAUUUUGCACACCUGGUGACUACAAAUAUAUAAGGUUGUACAAAGAGAACUUAUGCACCCACUGGACUGACUCACUUGGCACGUCCACAUACUUACGAGACCCAGAGAAUCCCUGUGGCCUGUUGUCUAUACCGAGGCGAGGGACGUGGCCGAUCACUCGCCUUGAAGACGUGUCUACUGUUUGGGUCGCGCUUCUCCCCUUUUGGACCGGUGGGGGUUAUCCCGGUCUCCGCUUGGCCAGAUCUGUGCGGUUCUGCAUAUUAAAGCUGCCUCUUUUACCACAUCCCAGGUGCAAAGCUGAACCUCACAUAAAACAAGAUGGAUGAUGCUCAUGAAUGGGUGGCCCGGGUCUUGGCGCCAAAAACAUCUAAUCCAUCAAGCUCACCUCUAUCCUCUGCAGAAAAACUGGAGGCACUCUUCGACCUAUUUUGGGGAAAGCUGAAUAGCCGAAAGCAGCACAUGGCAUCUGACUCUUGGUCUGCUGUGAUGGAGGGAAGGGGCGGCGGAGUAAAGCCAGACAAGCCCCAACACUUCCGAAGGCGCUUGGGCUUGAGAAGAUACCGGGUCAGUUGAAAAGUGGAACCGGUUCUCAAACGGGUCGGGGGCUGGAAGGGUGCCUCACCCGGGCUCCGCUGUGCGGCCCUCUUAGACCGACUGGAAUACUAACCAAGUCAAGGCAUUGGCUGACUGCAUCCCCCUGUGAGCUGGCAUAUCUACCAGAGGCCAAGACACUGCUCUUGCAGCAGCUGUCACCCUUCUUUGCAAAGUGUAUACAUGCAUAGGGCCUCAGCGGUACAAGCUUGCCCCUGUGUCACAUGUUUAGCAUGAAUAUUCUUUCUUCUUUUAUUUUCCUGUUAGUUUAGCAUCUGUUAUGGUAUCUGUCACUUACCCAGUAGCAGUCUACUUACCCUGCAAGAAGAUUAGCAUAAGCCUGUCACUCUUAUCUUCGUGUUUAAUUCCUGUUAUCUCACAGGUCUCUCACCACUCACUAAUCAUCAUUCUAAGACAUAUGUGAGUCUAGCUGGGGUACACUCCUUAGGAGCAGACUCUGGGGAGAGAGGCAGCACUUGGUUCAUGUAAUGCCUAGACACUGAACCAAGCUUUGUGUUUAUUUUGCCUACUCAUGUUCCUAUUCCUAGUUCGUUAUCUCUUGUGAUAGCCAGUGGUUUUGUAAAACACGUUAAGCUAUCUCUUGUUUUCUGUUAUUGAGAUCCUAUGUUUAGUAACAUAUACAAUCGUGGUCACUUUUAUUUUACUUCCACUUACCAUGAAAUGAGGCCUCUAUCACCUGUAAGUGACAAUGUAAUAUCCUGAGUUGCUAGAUACAUCACUUAGCCUGUGCAAUUGAUGCUUAGCUACUGAAUUGUACUAUGAAGCCUGUCUACUCAUGGUUUGUCUGAAAAAUCACGUCAGUACUGUACAAUCCUGUGAUUUUAAGCUAUAUGCCUCAAUAAAAAUUAGAAUAAAAAAAUUAGAUGGAUAGUUUAUUUAAAUUACACUCCUAUGUAAAAGUACAAAAUCAGGGCAAUUAUCAUUCACCAUUAUAAAAGUAUAACCACACAAAGUAUGCAAGUAAAAUCACAUAAAACCUGUAAUUAUAAUGGUUCUCAGCUUGUACUUUCAGACACGGAGUGCUGAUUUGCAUUGCCGUGCUUAGCCCUGUAGUCAAUAUACGUAACCAGAUAGCCCUGUUUAGCUCUGUAGCAGGGCUAUCCAGGUGUUGCUGGAAAAGAGCGAAAGGAGAAUCUGUGACUGGAAGGACCCAGGUACCUUUUCAGACCAUCUAAAGCAGGGGUUCUCAACGUUAGUCCUCAGGACCCCCUACCAGUCCAGGGUUUAGGGAUUACCUGGGUGUGUCUAAGGUGUUUAGAAAAAAACAUUAGAGUCUAAGGUGUUUUUUUUCCCCUUUUUCUAAAUACCUGAGACACACCCAGGUAAUCCCCAAAUCCUGGACUGGUAGGGGGUCCUGAGGACUGGGUUGAGAACCCCUGAUCUAAAGUGGGCAUGGCGAUUUGAGUGCUGCUUUUAACUGUUUUGGUUUAGAUUUCUCAAUUCAAUAUGUAGUGUCACCAUUCUUUGAACAGUAAAUAACCACUCAAAUGCCAGUCCAUGUCCCAUAUAUUCCUUUUGUUAGACAUUGCACAAACUAUGUUAAAAAUAUAAAAUAAAAUGGCAGAAUACCUUUGUGUUUGCUGUAAUAGUUUAAGGGAACUAAUGUGAAAAGAUUUAUCUAUUUUUGGGUUGAAUCUGAUUAAUCCCUAGGCAGUGUUGAGUCUGGCACCAGGUUACUAUCAGAUUACAGGGUUCACAAACCGGUCAAGGGAAAUUCUCUUCUCCAAAGGCAGACUUGGAGGACAUCUGGACAAGGGGGGGUCAAUGUGUUUGUAAAUUUUGAUCAAAUGAAUAACAUUAUUUUCUACAAGCCAUAAGCCAUUAGUUCUGUUAAUUAGAAGUAUUUUUUUCUAAUGGUAAUUGAUUUUUAUUUUUUUUAUUUUUAUUUUUUUUGACCUGCCACAUGUGUGGUACUUCUGAAUAACAAGCUGAUGUAUGUACUGCACACUGCGAAGCACUGGACUAGGAAGCUCCUCUAGUGGUCGUUUGAGUGAAAAGGCAGCAUUUACACUGAAAAACCUGCGGGGUCAGGCUGUAGACACCAGAACCACUACAUUAAGCUGUAGUGUCCCUUUAAAGAGACUGACACAGAUGCAUACAAUGUCUGAUGCUGAUAGGACAGUGAUAACAAGUGGUCAAUUUUGGCUACAUAUAUUUUAAAGACCAUGAAAGCUAAUUUAUUUAAUUCAGCCUGUCAGACUGUCAUAAGUUGGGGUCGCUUAAGAAGUGUAGUUCACAUAUAGUGUUGAAUUCUUCUUUUUGAAUGCUGAUCUAUUUAGUGAUGUGAGGUUUUUCUAAAUAAGACUCCUUAAAACUCGGUAUUCCCAUAUUUGGUGGAGGGCUGCUAGCUAUGGAAAUUGUUCCUCUUGAAUGCACACGAAGAAGACUACCAAAGUGUUAAAUGCUGGCUCUGUUUUGGAUAUUUUUUUGUUUGUAUAUCCUAAAUAGAAUUUUAUUUUUCUCUAAAAAUUUAUAGGCACAGUAUAAAGGGGUGGAAAAAAUCACAGCCAUUCAAGAUACAAAAAACAAACUUACAUAACCAUCUGGAGCGGUUGAGACAGCUCUAGCAGUGUUCCAUAUUGGGAAUCAUUUGUUGGGGUGAGAUCAUCAGUCUAUGUGACAUCAGCCCGGGAGGCUGUUGUAAGACCAGCAGGUAAAGGAUUUAAGGCAAUUAAAACUCACCUUUUCUACUGGGGAAGUGAUGGUCCUGGUUUUUGUAAUUCAUAAGCAAGUACUCUGCUACAAGCUCUCACGUUUAGUUUAUUAUAGUACUUGCUUAUGAAUUACAAAAACCAGGACCAUCCCUUCACUAGUAGAAAAGGUGAGUUUUAAUUGCCUUAAAGGACCACUAUAGUGCCAGGAAAACAAACUCGUUUUCCUGGCACUAUAGGGUCUUUGGGUCCCACUCCCGCUGGGCUGAAGGGGGAGGAAGGGGUUAAUCACUUACCUUUCUCCAGCGCCGGGAGAAAAUUCCUCCCUUCUCCGAUGUCAGCACUGCAUGCGCGGCAAGAGCCGUGCGCAUUCAAUUAGUCCAUAGGAAAGCAUUACUCAAUGCUUUCCUAUGGACGUCAGCGUUUUCUCACUGUGAUUUUUCACAGUGAGAAGCGCCUCAAGCGGCUGUCAAUGAGACAGCCACUAGAGGCUGGAUUAACCCAUAUGUAAUCAUAGCAGUUUCUUUGAAAAAAACAAAGGGCUUCUGCACCCAGACCACUUAAUUGAGGUUCAGUUGUCUGGAUACUGUUAGUAUUCCUUUUAUAUUUAACCCCUGUCUGAAAAUCUCUAGGAAUCAAAUGUGGACAACGUAUAAAUGUUUGUUUAUAUUAUGUUGGUUUCCCUUUUUAAUGGAACUGUCCUGGCUAAAUAUGCUCCCUGAGUGAAAAAAAGAAGAAAAAAACCAAAGGUACAAAGCAUUGUGAAUCACCAAAGUGACAAAGAAUAAUAAAUAUAUACCAACUGGGUAUGUAGAAAUAUUCUGUCUCAGAGAUAUAUCUGACAAUACAUAAAAACUAUAUAGUGUAAUAUUGUUACUUCUAAAUAGAAGCAAAAUGGUAGAGAACUCACAAAAUUAGGUGAAAUCAGGCGUAUCUCCCACAAUAAAUAGGGAACUGUAGCAAUAUGGAGAACCUCCAGCGAUGAUCUUAUAGUAGAUCGUCUCAUUCACUCCAAGUAAAGAGAAAAAUAGAUAGUGUAGAUGGGACAAAAUGUAACAAUUUAUUAUAAAUAAGUUGCACUUACAAUGUUGCAAGUUAAAACCAGGUGUCUCCACACCAGGUGGUAUCCACAUGCAAUAGCUGAUCCAAUAGCAGCACAGGAUUUCAGACAGCUGCAAAAAAUGAAGAGUACAGAUAAACAAUUAAAAUAAAAUAAAAAGUUCCAACGCGUUUCGUCCGUCUUGGGACUUCCUCAGGGAUAUGUAGUACUGAUGAGAAUGAGAAUCCUCUUUUAUAUCCACCAUUGGAUUGAUAAAUCAUUCGCCGGUGUCGGCGUGCGUUCCACUGUGGUUUCACGGACCCGAUGUGAAACAGCGAUUCUUGAAUGUUACUAGCAGUUACAGCUGAAAACACUCUCCCCACUGAUAUAUUGGUUCCACAACAGUUUAGCAAAGGACCAAAAUUACACAUAUAAUACAAUAAUCACCAUAGAGAUGAAGAGUAUCAACAUUGGAGAUGUUAUCAAUGAUACACAAUAUAAGUAUUAAAAAAUAUAUAUAUAUAUCAUUGAUAACAUCUCCAAUGUUGAUACUCUUCAUCUCUAUUAUAUAUUAGUACGAUACUACUGAGCUUAUUAUUGAAGACAAUAUAUAUUAAUUCAGCAGCAACUACCGGCUUAACUGUUCAAAACUCGCUAUUUCGUCUUUGGUAAUUUACUUACUGAAAUAUUUGCUCAACUCAAUAUUGAAUAUAAGAAUUACUCAUUCUCAUCAUUACUACACUAAUCUCCCAAACGACGCUUUAGGCUUUGACACCGACACGAGCCGGUUUAUCUGCUGCCUACUUCGACGCUUUGCUGCUAACGAAUCGCUUUGUGGUAUGAGCACCGCAGCAUUGCCGAAAGUGCGGCACUAUUGCAUAAUAAGUAUUUUGUCCAUCUACUGCUCUGCUAACGCAGGUGAUGAAGCGCAGCGAACCGCUGUGCCACGAUUCAUUGCCGAUAAGCCACAAUUCACUGGCGGUUCCUCUACCGACAUACCGGCAAGCAACAGCAACCCGCACUAUAUAAUUUGCAUUUUCGAAUAUCUCUGGUGAUAUUCUACAUACCCAGUUGGUAUAUAUUUAUUAUUCUUUGUCACUUUGGUGAUUCACACUGCUUUGUACCUUUGGUUUUUUUCUUCUUUUUUUCACUAUUGUGUUUUAAGUGUUUGUAAGGGUACACUUUAAAACCUUGGGUACUCUUUUACAAUAUAGCACGAACAGUUAACUUUUUUCUUUUUCUGUAAAUAUGCUCCCUCCCUUAUUUAAUAUAGAACUCCUAUCUGUCCUUUCGUUGUAAUAUCAAUAUGUUAAAUACAGUCUCUCCGCCACCCCCACCCCAAUAUUUUUAUUUAAUCUUCUGCAGAGCAGCACUUUGGCUGAUAGUCCUUCAAUUCUGUUUGAAAUGCCAACCAGUUUCCGUUUUGGAAGCUGAUUGAGAUACAAUCAGAGCGCAAUGUUUAUUCUUUAUGGGAAUCAUUACUUAUUCUGCUUUUCAAGUGCUGAUCAUAGUAAGAGAAUGAAAAUAGCAUAAUUCUAAAUGAAAAAUAAACUUUCAGUCCCAAUAACCUAUCAUUUCUUUCUGCAAUCAGUACUCUAUUACCCAUCACAUUGUAAAAAUAGCAAAAUGAAUAUAAUGCUCAUGUUUGCUGCUAUUGUAGCAAUACCCAGCUUUUCAGAUUUCAGUCUGUACUAAAACUGGUACCUGCCGGAAUGUAUUGUAGCCAAUACAAGUGGGAUGCUGCCCAGAAUUUAGGGUUUCUAUUCACCUAUGUGAGCCUACAAAUAGGAAAUAAGCAAAGGGAAUGUAGCUGUGCAAGGUCUAUGUGACUUUUCAAAGUUGUCCAGAGCUCUCUAGCUGCCUGCAACAUUGAGGGAUGCACAGCAUCUCAUAACACUGAAUUUGAUUGUUAAACAUAACUGAUGAGCAAGGCGUGGCCUGCAGUGUAUAGCACGGACAUGAAUGGGGGCAAGACAACCAGUUAUGUGGUAUUAUACUAGUAUGUCUCCCUGGGCUGCCCUCUGAAAGUUGUCCCAAAAGUUCAGUUCUGUCUGAUCACUGUCUUUACAUAGCAGUCAAGACAGAACAUGUCUAAAGAGGUUGGCUAUAAUGCAGAAAACAAGAUAAGUAUAUAUAAAUAACCCUUGAGCUGAUAUGUUGCGUCUUUAUAGAAAUGUAUUUUUUAAGAAUUGAGGACAGUACAUCUGUUUUACUAGGUUUUAUCGUGUGCAUCUUUUUUGAACAUACGUGUUACUACUUUCAGGUGUGGCUGAUGGUGUCGGAGGAUGGAGAGAUUAUGGCGUUGACCCUUCUCAGUUCUCAGAGACCCUUAUGCGGACUUGUGAGCGUUUGGUCAAAGAAGGAAGAUUUGUGCCAACCAACCCAGUGGGAAUACUCACCUCAAGUUACUGUGAACUGCUUCAGAACAAAGUACCUUUAUUAGGUAAGCACUACAUUCAUUUUUCAAGAAAGUAAUGAUCUAUAGUUAAAGGGCCAAUGUAAGCACCAUAUCAACUUCAUCUGAAUGAAGUUGUUAUAGUGUCAGGAGGCCCCCGGGCACCUUCUUACAGGGGUUAAAUAGUUCUCGACCCCAGUGUGAGCCUCCAACUCCGAUCUCAAAUCCCUGCAGCAGUCAGGUAGAGGCGCUGCUGAUUGGCUGAGAGUGGUCAGCCGAUGCUCUCUGCCAAUCCACGCUGGAUUGAACCAAAGUCACAGGAGUCGAAUGCUUCCAUCAUGACGAGAGGUGAGCAGCUGGAAAAAGUAAAGCUCUUUUUUAUUUUUUUAUUUUUUAUUUUUUUUAAAUACAUUUUUAUUAGGCAUGGUGGGGGGGACACCUGUACAUAGACAGGUGCACUGUAGCAUUAGGAAUACAGUUUUUUUAUUUUAAUUUGUUUUAUUGGGUAAAUUGCAACAUACGAAAAUGUAAGGAAAUUAAUACAGGUUUCUAUAGUGUUCCUUUAAAUGUAGAAAUCAUCGCUGCUGUAUAUACCUACAAAUUGUGACAGCAUUCCUUAGUGUUGGCUCCCUGUCAGUAAAUAUUCACUCUACUCUAGUAGAGAAAAGUAGAGCGAAAACAAGAGAAACAGAAACAAUGAAUUGCAUACAUUAGUGUUGUGGCAGGCUUAUACAAUGUAACUAAGCCCCCAUUAUUUUUGUCUAGUGUAGGUGUUUAAAAAAAAAAAAGUUUUAAAAACUCUUCCGUUCUUUGAAAUUGCUGUUUAGUGAACAGUGAAACUGUUCCCCCGAACAUAGACUAGCUCUCUAACGUGGGGAUUCCCUUGAAUCGCCACGCUAGAGAUCUGGUCGAAAGUGCGAGCAGUCGUAAAACCGGUAGGUCGUAAAGUAAGGACCACGUGUAUACGCAGAUGUUUGUGUGUGGUUUAGUAGAGCCCGCCUUAAAACUGUAGGUUAACAGAACACUCACUUGAAUAUUGAGUGAGUGGAUAAGGCGGGGGUAUUGUGGAAAACUUACCUAGUGUGGGAAUAGCAUACCUAUUGCUCAGGAGGUGAGCAGGGUAUGGAAUACCUUAAUAAGCAUGGCUGCAAGUGAUUAAGUAUGGUGUCAUGCUAUGCUGUCACUUUGUGGAAUAAUUAAGCAGAAAAUAUCGAGGUGGGGGAAAGGGGGGAGUUGAGUAAGAGAACUCAGUGAUUGCCCACCUCUUCCUCUAACAUGUGGAAGGCUAAGUUAGGGACAAACGGAGACUUGAUAUGAGCUUAAACAGGCACAGGGAAGCACUAUAUAGAAAAUCAUAAAUUACAAUGAAGUGGGAUUGAUAGAAAUGCAUAUUUGUAUGCAAAACUGGGUCACCUAAAUGCUCAGGUGAGUAGAGAAAUGCAUGGUAGGAUUGGGAGUGUAUCAGUACCUAGGCCAGAUGAACCUGCAGACCCAUGUGAAACAUUGAGCAUGAUAAGGGAAUAAAAGUACCAAAAUCAAACAAACAAAAUAUGUACAGUCACAGCCUAAUAGUUUUGGCCGGCCCUUUGUUCAGGUAUGCAAGAAGCAAGGUAAUACAUUGCCUAGUAUAGUAUUUGUAGGUAAAUAGGUUUUAUUUGACUUUACUGAAUAUGUUAAGUUAAACAGAACAUAUGCUUUGCUCUGUGCUGUGGCAAAGACCAGUAUUUAAUUGACCAAAAACCUCCUGGUCUUUUUUGCCCAUCCACAACUAAUGGAAGUAUUUUACUUUGAAACGAUCAAUUCCCUGUAAUAUAAACUAGUUCACCAAUCCAGAAGGUGACAUUGGGCUGAAUUAUAUCUGCAAAUCAGAAAUCUUGUGGUGGAGUAGAUGUUCCAAAUGUAAUUUGAAAGGUCACUCACCACUAAAGUGUUGAUGCUUCAGAGACAAUUUUAUUGCUUUCUUAGGCUAGGAGAUGAUCAUUAAAUGUUCUGUGUUAUUUAUACUGGGUUUUCCAUAUAAAUGUACACAACCUGUUCCUGAUCAUGUUCCAAAGUAAUCCUGCACUUGUAUGUGAGACCUCCUUAUUGAUAUAUGGUAUAAUAUGUGACAGAGUCCUGGCAUUAUAUAAAGGUUUUUUUUUUUUUUUCCCCUCAGUGUUUUCAUGCACUCAGUGAAGGGAAGCUUAUUUUAUAACUUUAUUGCAAAGGGGCUUUAAUAAAUGUGUAUAUAUACCCAUGGGUUUUUAGGUGGAAUCUAUUCAUAAUACAGAAGGGAACCUACUGCCCCCACUCAUUGGAGUGCAAGAGGGAAAAGAUCAGUAAGCUUGAUGCGAUCUUCGUAGUUUACUUCUAUUGAUGUGUUAUUUUUACGUUCUGCAACCAUAUUAUUGCAGUUGCGAUUAACCUUAAUGCAUUGUACUACUGUAAUACUAUUGUAUACCAGUCUAUGCUGUAAUAUGUUAGCAUUUCCAACUGCAAAUGUGUGCAAACUGAUGUGAAUAAAAGCAUUUCUUCAAUGAAAAAAAAUAAAAAAAUAGAAAGUGUGUUGAACUGUAGGAUGGGAUGUAAAUGUGUCUAGCUGUAAUAAAGUAGCUAAUGUUUGUGUAUGUCUUAGUUAUUGGUAACAGCUGGUAAACUUGCCUUUAAUCCAGUGCUGGGAUCAUGUCUUUUCUGCAGCCGAUUUGCCUCCAGUGAAGCCAUUAACUCUGACAUUCUGUUCAAUCCAUUGACAUUGAACUUACAGGGAGUAUGUCUGGAAAUGAUUGCGCUCCACCAAUCCAGAGAUUCUAGAGGAGCAUUAAAUUCAGUUCCUAUCUAAGAGAAGCAAUAGAUGCCUUUUUAAGAAAACCUUAAAAUCUUCAAAAAUGAGGAAGCACUUCUAAUGUCUGUCAGUCAUGACGGCCACUAAAGACAUAUUUUCAGACGAAUGUAAGCAUAGCCAAAAUAUUACUUUGCCAGAAAAAAUUGGGAGAAUCUUUGGGCAAAAACUACUUGAUUAAGGUAUGUUUUGGUGUGCUUACGGUGUCAAUUUAACAGUCCACUAAAGUCAUCCAGGCCACUUCAUCUCAAUAAAGUGAUUUAUGUGCAGUGGCCGUGUAAUUUUUUCCAUGCAAUGUGUAAAACAUUGCAGUUAAAGGACCACUAUAGUGCCAGGAAAACAUACUUGUUUUCCUGGCACUAUAGUGCCCUGAGGGUGCCCCCACCCUCAGGGACCCCCUCCCGCCCGGCUCUGGAAGGAGGAAAGGGGUAAAAACUUACCUUUUUCCAGCGCUGGGCGGAGAGCUCUCCUCCUCCUCUCCGCCUCCGUUACGCCCCGCCGGCUGAAUGCGCACGCGCGGCAAGAGCUGCGCGCGCAUUCAGCCGGUCACAUAGGAAAGCAUUAUCAAUGCUUUCCUAUGGACGCUGGCGUGCUCUCACUGUGAAAAUCACAGUGAGAAGCACGCAAGCGCCUCUAGUGGCUGUCAAUGAAACAGCCACUAGAGGAAAUAGGGGAAGGCUUAACCCAUUGAUAAACAUAGCAGUUUCUCUGAAACUGCUAUGUUUAUUUAAAAAUGGGUUAACCCUAGCUGGACCUGGCACCCAGACCACUUCAUUAAGCUGAAGUGGUCUGGGUGCCUAGAGUGGUCCUUUACACACCUCUAACGGUUGUCUUCCUCACAGCCACUAGAGGUGCUUUCUCUACAAUGAGACCAGAUGCAGCUCAAAAGAAAGUGCUGAAUUCAAUGCUUUCCUAUGAGAAACCUUUGGAUGCAUGUUCACCUUGCCUGCGCAUCAGUCCCCAAUGCUCCUCUUUGCUAAACUACUCCGGCACUAGGACACUGUAGUGUUGGGGAUAUAGGUUUGCAUUCCCAACUCUACAGCAGGGCUGCCCAAUCGUUACAUCCCCAGAUGUGGUAGAACUACAACUCCCACAAUGUUUUGGUAGGUUCUUUGCUAAAAUCUUAAGUUUGUAAAGCAAUGCCCUAAUAUUGCUGAAUGGUUUAUAAUUUAUAAUUUUUCUAAAUGGUUAACGUGUGUUUUCAGCAGCGCAGGUGAACUCUUCAGUUCUGUCGUAAGCUGGUGGGGUAAAACAAUUUUGUGUUUUAAAAUUAUGUAAUUUCCAGCUUUUGUUUAUAGAAUAGAAUUGUCAUUCGAUAUAGAUAUAUAUGUGUGUGUGUGUGUAUUGUUUGCACACUCUGCCUUGGUGUUAACUUAUACUUUCUUUUCCUGUCUUUUUUUAAGGAAGCAGCACUGCUUGUCUAGUGGUUUUGGACAGAACAAGUCAUCGUUUACACACAGCAAAUUUAGGUGAUUCUGGUUUUCUUGUGGUUCGAGCAGGUGAAGUUGUUCACCGAUCAGAUGAACAGCAGCAUUAUUUCAACACUCCGUUCCAACUGUCUAUAGCACCUCCAGAAGCAGAGGGUGUUGUUCUCAGUGACAGGUACAUGUGCCUCUGUUUACUUGAUUGGGGCAUUGGUUAUCUAUGUAUGUAAGACUUUCUUUGACAGUCUUGGCACCUAGGGUGCAACUAAAUUGUUUUGUUUUUCCCCUCAGCUGUAUGUGUCAUUAUUUGGAUCCAGCAUUGUAUUAUGUGGUUAUAUGCACCGAAGAAACUAUUCUUUGAUUGGCGCUAAUCUUUGUGUAUAUAAACACGUGAUGGCACAGAGACAACCCACUGUCAUCAAAAGCUUGUAAACAGACAUGCAUAUCAGUGGUCGCCAGUACAUUUAAAAUCAAGAACUACUCGUAGUUACUGUUCCUUAAGCUAUACUAAAUAUUCUAGAAAACCCUGGGUGCAUGAGUUGGAGCUCAUAGGAUGUAGAGCUAAACUGAGAUACAAGAUUAUGCGUGGAAUGUCAGCCUUAAAAAUAAUCAACUAUUCCCCAGACCACUAAUCAAGGAAAAGCUAAAUGCGGGGUUCCUGCAUCUAUUAAAACAUGUCAUUGUUGGUGUGUGUAUAGCCAACUUUUUAGAUACUGCCUGCGUUCACUGGGUGAGGCAAGCCACAAAACCUGCAUAUUUGGGUGUGCCUUGAAGACAGGGAUGGGUAUCACUUAGAGGACAAACUAGUUAAAUCAAUGGCAUGGCAGUUUGUGACCAUCCAUAUAGAUUACAGUGAAGAUAGCUGUGUGAGUAACCGUAUUUGGAAAGGGCUUGUGCCAUUAAAUUAAAAUCAAGAGAUUUAAAUAUUUUGUUCUUGCGCUGCUCCCUCCUUCUAGCGUAGCUUACCUGUUCUGUUGUUCUGUACUCUCCCUCCCCCUUUUGGUGGUCUCUCUUUCCCAAAAAAUACUUCUGUCCCCUGAUAUUUACCUCAUACAUAAUGCCUUUUAUUUUUCAUAACUUUAGUUUUUAUUUUUAUUUGUCUUUCAACAUCAUGCCUAGUAUCAGUUUAUAGAGUUUACUCUGAAGUUACUAGUAAUAUACCAACAUAAACAUUUGCAUAGGAACUUGCCAGAGUUGCCCAAUUCCAUUUCUUUUUCUUUAAAAGAAAUAUAAAUUAAAAGAUCAACAGAAUCCACUUGUGGGUCUGUCUGCAGCAGUCUGCAGACGCCUCCCAUACCAGUUAGACGCUCUAGUCAGGAGCUUCUCAUGCUAGUAUAUAGGGACUGAUCGUAUGUCAUGGAUUCCUGACAAGCAGAGUUUAAUAGCAUAAACAAUUUAUCCCUCACUGUUAGUUUCAAUCAUCUCAUGAUUAUUUAAAACAUGCAUGAAAUUAAAUACCCAGACUUCACAUGUUCUGCAGUGAGCUGUGUCCAGACCAAAAAAGUGAACAAGCCAGUCAUAAUUCUAUUUUGCCAUAAAAUGUCAAUGCUGAACAAAUCCCCUCACCGCAGUGUUUUAUGAACACAUGGGUUCUGAGAGUUGUCAUUCGACAAUAGAACGCCAAUGGAUUAACCUCUCCUUGAGACCAUUGCAGGCAUUACAUAUGGCUGUUACUGAAGCAAAAAAAGGAAUUAAAGAACCUAAUGGUGCAAAGCUGGUGUUGAGGGGGUGGAGUGUGUCUGCUGAGUUUAUUUUUACAGCUGCACUUUAUAAUCUUUAUGAAAUACACAUAUUGACAGUCAAGAGAUUUACUGAGUCAAAGAAGGGAUUUUUCAGUAUUUUUCCUCCACUUAACAAUUCUAGACACUUAGUGGAAAUACCACCAUCAAGAAGUGUCAAUCCCCCUGCGUCACCAGUGAUGGCUGCAGAUAAAUAAUUAGCUCUGUCUAAGAAGGGUCUUGCGGAAUCUUCAAAAGAACUUUAUGAUGUCCUCUUGUGCAUGCACGAGAAUACAGCAUUGUCGGUGGCUCUUGGCAGUUGAAUCUCCAGGGGUAGAAGAGGACCCACUGGAAGAGGAUGGCUGCGCCCGCGAGGGAUAGGUUUAGGUAAGUAAAAUUCGCCUUUGCCUGCCGCUACGCAAUACCUAGCAGUAAUAUCACUGUCAGAGGUCUUUGGAAUUCACGCAAAGUCCCCUGACAAUGACAGUGCUACUUUAAGAAAAUACUUGGCAGCAAGCUGCUUGGUGGGAGUGUAUGGAAAUGAGUUUUCUCAUAGGAUGUGCCUUUUGUAAAAAAACAAACAAAAAAAAAAAACAAUUUUAAAUAGUAGAUGAGCAGUAGAUACUGGCAUAUGAUACACAUUCACAAGGGAUCUGAAUAUUACACUGAACUUUGACACACAAUAGCAAAUGUUAAAGCCCUGAUUAUAUUCGAUUAUACCUAUUCUUUUGCUUGCUGCUUUUAGAUAAUGUAUCUGUAAAACUUGUUUUCCCUGUGUGCUAACUCACUUUGAGCUGGACUAAAAAAAAAAAAAAAGCUGUGCAGACUAUUUGAUAUUAAAUGACUACAAAAAAAGCCUUUUGUAUUUUCAGUGAACUUGGUUUACUUUCUUUUUUCUUUAGUCCCGAUGCUGCUGACAGUAGUACAUUUGAUGUGCAACUGGGCGAUAUUAUUUUGACUGCUACUGAUGGACUUUUUGACAAUAUGCCAGAUUACAUGAUUCUUCAGGAGUUAAAGAAGUUAAAGGUAUAUUAAAAUGGGUUGCAUUAUUGUCUGUGCAUGUGCUCACUCCACCAGUAAAUCAGAUGCAUAGAUCUAACCUUACGCAGUUGUCCAUAUUUCUGGCUCACUGUGGUCUUGAAUGAAAUAAAAUCUAGGAAGUGACUAUAGAUACUACCCCAAAACUAGUCUUUGCGUGUGUUUUAAUCCUUUUUUACAGAUCUUAGCGUUUUGUUUAGUUGUUAAUGGAUUAUUGUCAUAAAUUACCUAAUUUUAUUUGAAGGGACAUUAUAAUCACCAGAACAACUAUAGUUUCAUGUAGUUGUUCUGGUGUCUACAGCCUGUCUUGCAGGCUUUCAUGUAAACACUGCCUUUUCAGCCAGCAGCGACAAGUAAACUCACCAUUUACUCCUAUGACAGGGGGGUUGGGGACCUUAACGUCACUUUUACAACUAUAGUGUCAGGAAUAGAUGAUGUUUGUAUUACACAAUAGUGUUCCUUUAACACAGGGGUUCUCAACCCAGUCCUCAGGACCCCCUACCAGUCCAGGAUUUGGGGAUUACCUGGGUGUGUCUCAGGUGUUAAGAAAAAAUGGAAAAAAACACCUUAGACUCUAAGGUGUGUUUUUUUUUUUUUUUUUUUAAACACCUUAGACACACCCAGGUAAUCCCUAAACCCUGGACUGGUAGGGGGUCCUGAUGACUAACAUUGAGAACCCCUGCUUUAACAUAUGUUGAUUGUUUAGGCAAGUACUUGGCAAUUACAUUUAUUGUGACGAGGCAUAUGUAUUUUAAUUUUUUUUUAUUUAUUUUUUUAGGGGGUGAGGUGUUGUUUAUAGCAUACCUUCCAACAUUUCAAAUAGAUAGAGACUCUUUAGUUUUAGGGGUGUGGCCAGAGGCGGGGCUGUUCUGAGUUUUCAAGUGACUUACUAAUAACAAUGUAUGUAAUUAAGAAUAAGAACAAUGUGUCGUAUUUAAACAGACUGAUUUUUAAACAUAUUUAUUGUAGUUUAAAGAUGCCUUACUGUGAGUUUUAUUGCUCUGGUAUAAAAUCAGUUUCCCAUGACCUGUGCAAGAUAUUGUGCAGUCCGUGUAUGCAUGGUAUGCCCUAGCUGUAAAACUCCUAAGUCUCUGGAAUGGGCUUUCACUUUCUAUGUGAAAACCUAAAUGGCAGCCACAGGCAUAUUAUAGCGUAAUGACCAGCAUGGUCCUUGUACUAAAAUGUGUGGUAAAUAUUUGCCUUGCGGGGGAGGAGGGCGGAGCCAGCACUCGAGCAGAGCAGACGCCAUCUCGCUGAGCUCCAGCAAGAACGGCACAAAAAUCAAUAUAAAAACGAGAAAAUAAGCAACUACACAGCGGCACACAGUGACAACACGCCUAGAUACCCUGCUACAUAGACCGAUGCCCUUCUUCCACUCCCCACGGACGAAGGGACCGAAACGCAGGUCUGAGGCCUACCACGCGCCCUCCAUCUCCAGACUUGAGUACCUCCUCGGCAGAUCUCUGGAGGGAGACCCAUUCUGGCAGACCAAACCGCACGCACUGACCCCACAGACAGUGGGAACACCAUGGGACAUCGAUCCCAGAGACCUGCAGCAGCCGUGGUGUCCGACACGAGAGACAUCGGAACGCUCCUGCAGCAACAACCGCAACACAAAAUGGCGACCGCAAAGAACAAGGAGGUAUCCCCUGCACCAAGCCCCGCAGAACCAGCAGCCCCACCACCACAGCUCACCACUGGAGCAGAGCUCACAGUGACUACAGCACCCUUGCUGACCCAGGGAGGGCCCGAGCUGGCUAUCAAGCAGGACAUUCAAACCUUCAUGCUAGAAAUCAGAAAGUGGCUGGAAUCAGACAAUGCAGUGAUAGAGGAGGUUCAGGCAGUAACUGACAGGGUCCAUGCCUCAGAAGAGGACAUUCUGGACAUACGCAAGGACGUGUCUGCGAUGCAAGACACCAUAAGGCCUCUCAACAGGCACUUAGCACACAAAUGACUGCCAUGGAAGACCGCUACAGACGACAACAUAUUAAGAUUCGCGGCAUACCUGAUGAUAUCCCUUUAGAAGAACUACCUCUCUACCUAAGACGGCUGUUUGCGACUAUACUACCCCAGCCACAGGCAAAGAAGAUAGCCCUUGACGGGACAUAUCACCUCCCAAAGUCCCCUAAUGCACCCCCGAACGUGACAAGUGAUGUAGUGGUGCGCUGCUCCUACUUUCAAGAUAAGGGACAUGUCAUGACAGCAAUCCGAGACAAGACCCAUACUCAUUUGAGAAUUUUCAACUCAUAUUCUAUCACGACCUCACUAGGUCCACACUCCAAUGGCGCAGAUCCCUCAAGGCAGUGACAAACCAGCUGAAAGACUCUGGAGUGGCUUACAACUGGGACUCUCCAAGGUCCCUCAUAGUGAAGCACCAAGGAAUAGUCUGCCGGCUCUCCAACAUCACUAAGGCUCCCGUCUUCUUGCAAGCUUUGGGACUACCUACACUGCCCCCAGAGACUACACGUACGACCCCAACCUGGGACCCAAGCCAUGUGGUCCACUUCGUCCCGCGAGGCCAAACGGAGGCUCGCCUGGAUACCUAACUCCAGACAAACCAGAAAAGGCAGUUAAUAUCCUUACUGUUAUAAUAUGUACAAGUUUAACAAUGUUCAGCACGUAUAUUUUAUUUCUGUAUUUCAGUUAUGUUUUUCACUUUCCGCACCGUAGAUUGCAACCUCUCUAAGGGAAUAGCCCAAAUGGGGGCAACUUACUUUACCCGCUCAAAAGAGCAUAGCCUCAGCCCUCUUUGGACAUACCACAAGCGGUGGUAACCCAAGCAGUCAUGAGCACAGGUGAUAGACCUCAUGUAAGGGUCACGACCCCCUAGCCGAUCCCAACAAGGUGACCACACCGCCUAUAACUAAUAUCACCUUGAGCCCAUGCCAACAAUCGAUCAUAUCAAGCUUCUCAUGUUUGACUCCCGGCCCUUUGGGCCAAAUACUCGAGCUUAACAUACCCUGCCUGACUCAGCACAGGAAUGCCCACGUAGACCGGUAUACCUACAGUGGCCUACACCACAAGUAGACACACGCCUAUGGGGAGACUCCAGGGAACUAACAAAACGUGUAUUUUAACUAUAACAGUUCCUAUGGGAGGCAUAAAAACCCUCCUUAAACCUGCACCACCGGGUCGAUGACACAUUCCCCGCACAAACACGUCUACCCUAGGUGGCACUCCGUACUUAACUAACUAAACGUGUAAACCCAUCCAGAAGAAAUAGCGUACUAUACAUCAAUCGUGUAGCUAAAAUGCCAACAUGCUUCAGUUCACUUGAAAUGCCCAACAUACCUAUCGAGCUUUCUCUAUAAUGUACAAGUGAAUUACAAAUCAGCCUGUUUAUUUUUUGGUUAUAAAAAUGUGUGUGACUAUCUCAUGCCAUGACACUGUUUAUUCCUGUAAGUAAAUGCAUUGCUUGUCAACCCUGUCGGGGUGCUACAAGCAGAUUGUUUUUCUCCUUUGCACAAGAAAAAUAAAGAAUUUUUAAAGAAAAUUGCCUUGCUCAUUUGCUUGCUGUCUGGUUUACUGUUAAAAUUGACCAAAUCUAUAGAAAUGUGCUUAAUCAGUUUUAAAACAGUUGAGUUGCAAAUUUAAUCUGACGUGAACUGAUUAGUGUUACCUUUGUUGAGCCAAUUGGAACACUAUAGUGUUAAGAAUUGCUGCAAAGUUUUACAUUGCAGGGUUAAGGGAACAGGGACAUUACACCCAGACCAUUUCAGUGAGAUGACGUGGUCUGGGUGCCAAUAGUGUCCCUUUAUAGAUUGUAGUAAGUAGACUUGGUGUUUGGCUGUAUUUUCAUUAUAUAUAUAUAUAUAUAUAUAUAUAUAUAUAUAUAUAUAUAUAUAUAUAUAAUUUUUUAUUUUUUUUUAACCUAGCUUCUAUGUUCACUCACUACACCUUCCUACAGAAAUAACCACAAACAUUGAAUGUUUCAAAAUGUAAUACACUAUGGUCACAUCUAUAUGUGUGUGUAUUUGUGCUGUUUGGCAGUCUGUUUGCAUAAUUGUUUUUACAUUUUUUUAAAUUUUUUUUUUACACAUAUGUAUUUUGUUUUAGAAUGCAAAUUAUGAAAGUAUACAGCAGGCGGCACGAAGCAUUGCAGAGCAAGCACACGACCUGGCAUAUGAUCCAAAUUACAUGUCACCUUUUGCACAAUUUGCAUGUGACUAUGGAUUGAAUGUUAGAGGUGAGUACAUUUCUCUAGCUAUGGUGCUAAGAGACUGUUGAGUAAGUGACUUUGUUUUAAAGCAGUCCGAAGGGAAAUAAAAAGCACCUCAAUUCCAUCCCUUGGUUGUAGAUACUAUUAACUUAUUUUCAGCCCAAAGUAUUUUAAAGUAUGGGGUUUAUUUACUAAAUUGUGAAUUCUUGUGAAAUGCAUUUUUUUAGGUUAAAAUAACCAAGCUGUGACUACAGCAGAAUUAGGUUGUCUAUUUUUGCAAUUUUGUUUUCAAUUCACUGCCAUUUAGUGAGGAAACACCUGUGUGUAUUCACAGAAUUCCAAAUCGAUUCCAUUGAUUUAGCUUCACUACGGUUGAGCCACACACAGAUUGAAGAAAAAAGUUACGCUCAUUAUCCGCACAGUUUAAGAAGUCUGGUAGACUCUCGUGAAAGGAUCAGUCAUUAUGAAGAGGGAAAAACCUUUGUAAUUCAGGUUUGAGCUGCAGUGUUAGCAGUAUAUCUGGCAGCUCUGAUCUGCAAUGUAUAUAGAAGUUAUGGAGAAAAGGCUAGUGGAAUUCACAUCCACUAGUUAAAUGAUUAAAGGGACACUAUAGUCACCAAAACAACUUUAGCUUAAUCAAGCAGUUUUCAUGUAUAGAUCAUGCCCUUGCAGUCUCAAUGCUCAGUUCUCUGCCAUUUAGGAGGUAGAUUACUUUGGUUAUAAAGCCCUAGUCACACCUCCCUUCAUGUGACCUACACAACAUUCCUAAACACUUCCUGUAAAUUGAGAUCUAAGACUAGCCACAGGCUAUAUCACAGCCUGCGAACUGUGUCUGAAGAACUGCAUUUACAUGGUCUGGCCUGUGUUUACCAAGAUUUAAACUACUUUCCUGUGAUCUGAAUUAUUGCUCCAGUGCCGUGCCCAUUGUUUGCGUGGAGUACUUGGAUUAUAAAAUAUACCUUUUUUAAUUUUUAAUUUUUCUGUCCACGAAAAUGGUAAUAUACUAGUUUACUCCAGGUACAGGGUGUUCUUUUAGAAAUAUUAAAAUGUCUGCUGCAGUAUAUAAGCAGUGUGUGCUUUGGAUUAAUAGAAUAGUUAUUUGAAAAAAAGUACUUUUAUUAAUAUCACGAUGCAUUUGUUUUUUGCAGGUGGUAAACCAGAUGAUAUCACUGUUCUCCUUUCAAUUGUGGCUGAAUAUACAGACUGAUAAACCUGGAACAUCUGCUACAACAUUUUUUUUUUUUUUUUUUUUACUACAAGUAGAACUUAAUAUACGUUGCACUGUUAUCCUGCUGGCAGGAUCACAAUUUCAUUGGCCAGUUUUGAAAGAAAGCUAAAUGGUGUGGGUGUUUUUUUAAUACAACUGAGGUCAAUGUGGAAACCACUGCUGUCUAAUCAAAGUGUUGUUCUAUAGCGAAAAUUCUUUCUAAAGAUGGAACUAGGCUCAAUUAGUGUAUUGACAAAAGUUAAAAUGGGGGGGGAAAUGUAAUUGUGUUUUUUUUUUUCCCUUAAAUUGUUACAUUAAUACUGGGUAUAGCAUUGUUUUGUUUUUGUUUUGUUUUUUAAUUUAACACACAAUGCUUCCUACAGAUUGAUGUACAUAGCGUUUUCUAGGGCUGCAAGUUUAGAUAAUCAAGUAGCUUGUAGCUCUGUGAUAAUUAGCUGAGCAUCACAGGGCUUGGUAUACAAGAAUGCUACCUGCCACCAGUGUGUGAUUUGCUACACAAAUCAAGAGUGUAGUUGAAUACCAUGUUUCUUUUCUCUUACUUUGUUUACUCUAAACUUGUAGCCCUUGUGAUAUUCCCCUUGUUUGUUACCAAAAAGCACACUUGGAGACCUCAACUAUGGUUAGAAUUCUUUAUUGUUUUUUUACUUAAAUAUUACCUGGCACAGUAAUGGUUAGUUGUGGUUUAUUCUUUUGUUGUUUUUUUUUUUGUUGUUGUUUUUUUUGUGUAUCUGUUUUUCGUUCAAUGCUAUAAGCCUAGUGUGAUACUCAGCUGCUGUAAGACUACACAAUUGGGGUCAUAAAUUCCUUCCAUUAUUAAUUGUAUGCUAUUUCUAAGGAUACUUAAAGCCAUGUUAUAUAUACAUAUGCACAUAUAUGUAUAUGAGUAAAUUAUGUAUGUAUAUGUGUGUGUAUAUAUGUGGACAGAGAAAAAUGUGUGUGUAUAUAAAAUAUAAUAUUUUUUUAAAUAUUUCAGGUAACAGUGAUUAAACAGAAUGUCGGUCAAUAAUAUUUUGGGGUUACAUUUUAGUGGAAAUUUGUCAUUUGAGUUAAAUCUAAAAUAUUGUUUCUCGAAAGAAAUAUGACUGAUUUCUAUGUAUUUUAACUAUGUGGUGUGUAAUGUUACCUCGGAUUGUACAUGGUUUUCUUUUUGUGAAUUUGUACUGUAUAUUUGCAUAACUAUAUGGUUAGCUUUUAUUUAAAUACUUAACAUGUACUAUGUACAUGACGUAACAUUAGUGCAUCAUGCUUGUAACAGGCAUUUCAUUCUAAAUGGUAAUGAGUUAUUCAUUUGUAAGCAGUUAAAGUGUGUUUUCUUCCUAAAUUGGUAUCUUGUACACUUGAGGUCUGAAGGACUUCUUAAAUUGCCUUAACUGCCUGAAACUUGACAAAGUCACUAAUCUAGCUUGUGAUUUCAUAAAGAGUGCUGUGCAUUAAAACAAGUAAUACAGCAAGUGAUAUUUUUAUAGUCUUAUAUUUUUCUCCCUUCGUUAACAUUUUAAAAUUGGUCUUGUUUGCUUUAUUGCAGUGGUUCUUUACUUUUUUGAGACCCGCAUCUCAUUCUUCAGCUGGAACGCAAUAUCUACAAAAUUAAAGUGGGUGUAACACAUUCAUUACACUUCUCAGUGCCCAAGGGGUUUCCCUUAUCCUAGAGAAGGUAGUGCUGCUUUAGGAAACCAUUUAUUGUUGGCAAACGUCUAAGAUCUGAUUAACAUGUACCCAACAUAGGGGACCUAAUAAAUAGGAACCCAUUUUACAGGUUCAAAUCAAAAGUUAAGAACCACUGCUGUAAAGGGUCAUCUGGUAGAGCAUCAAGUAAAUAACAUAGGUAUGAUGCUUAAUGCAAAGGUGUGUUUGGGUUUUUUGGGGAGGGUUCUUUUAUUUAACACAGGUUUUCUUGAAAACAAUAUUGUGCCAUGCACAAAUGAGAAACAUUUCCCUAUAUAAAUGAAUAGAACCUGCUAAUGCAUGCUUAGUACGAACAGAAAUGGCUUCCUAUUCACCUAAAAAUUAUUUCAAAAACCACUUGCUUAGAUGAGUAAACAAACUACAAGCAGCUUCCAAUCACUUAUAUGAGCUGAAGCCAUGCAGAUAUGCAGAGCAUGUCAGUACAUUCCAUUAAUUUUUUAAUGAGUAUUUAUGGGAGUAUAUUCGUGGAUGACGUCAUGCACACAUCCUCAAGUCCUUUGCAGAAAGAAAGUCGGAGUUUACCAUUUGGCCAAGAUAUCCCAAGCAGUCUCUUACUGAAGCUGAUGUCGCUUUUGGAGGAUCAGGAUUUAGUGGUUUGCUGCAGGAGACCCAAUUUCAAUGUAUUUUUUAUUUUAUUUUUUCAAUAUUCUAGAGGUUAUACAUUAAUAUGGACAAAUAUUCCCAUAAUUAACCAUCAUUCCUCCCAAGGAUAGGCAAUGUACACAUUCCAGCCUAUGUGGAUAUCAAAUCAGUUGAUCGGUCAAGUUUGAGCAUUACUGACUUUUGUAGGGAUUAUAAUCCAUAGUUGCUGGAAUGCCUAGAGGUUGCUUUUGCCUGCAUUCUCAUGCCACCAUUUUUCUGAUAUCCCCUAGCUGAGCCAUUUAGCGAUUUUGGAAAACAAGGCUUAUGUUGUAUAGUUCAAGUGAAUGUAUCUUUGUUUUAAUUACUCCAAAUUAGUCCUCUAGAUUAUUUUAAGAGAAUACAAAGUUAAAGUCUAAUAAUGAAGUGACUGCAAUUAUUCACUUGACCAAUAUUUUGUAAACUGGAUUGGGCACUCAAUCUAAGCCAGAAAAACGCAAACAUUUUGCAUAAAGGCUGGGUCUUAAAACAACUGAAAAACUAAAGCAUAUUUGCAAGGUACAGUUUACUUGUAGAAAUAUGUUCCAUUAUAAUCUUCUGUUACCUGAUUUGUAUUAAUUACGCAAAUCAUAUUCUCCCUCCCCCCCAAAGUUUUUUUUCCUUCUGCUUGCUUGCUUAUCAGAUUUGUUUGACCUUACUAACUUGUGCCUUGGUUGUAAAUUAAUUUACAACGUGUGUGUGUUAACGAUAGAUAACACUGAUUCUUAAACCAAUCCCAUUUUGUGUAAUUCUUACUAUAAUUCUACUCUGCACUAGAUGAAGGAACACUCCAGGGUGUAGGUGGCCACGAUCAUCAAAGCAUUGGAUAUACUAGAAAGUUCUUGUAUUUGCUGCAAGAUAUUAAACUGCUGUGGCGGCCUAUUACUGGACCUGCAAGUUUUGAACUCCUAUAUUUUUCUGCAGAGGAUUUUCAGAUCUAAUUUUUAUUCGACUAUCCACUGCAAGAUGUAUAUUCCUAAACAAUUAGAUUAAUUUAUGGGGGAAAAAAAUCACAAAUCAAGCGAUUACAGGUAGAAAACCACAACUUCUAUUUUCUGAUUCGUAUUUUAUUUUAUUUUAUUUUAGACUGGGUGAAUAAGAACCCCACAUAAAAAACAAACCUUUUGGAUGUGUCUUUCUGCUGUCUAAAUGUAUAAACUAGAUUUCCCAUAGUUCAAACAAGGCUUAAAAGCUAUAAGAGUGAUGUUUUAUGUUCUCUCUCCAUAUUUCUUAUAGCCAAAAACUGAUAGUACUCCAAGCACUUUGUUUUGCAAUCACUAUAAAAUAUAGCUUUUAUUUAGCUUAUUAAAAAUGCUGACAUUUUUAAUAAGCUAAAUAAAGCUACAAUUUAUUUUUACUUUAAAACGAAGCCCUUGGAGUGCUAUCAAUAUGUGCUACAAAUAUAUUUUUCAAUUUAAUUUUUUUUUAUUUUUACAUCCUACCAAACUUCACAAGUGAUCAAAAUUUAACUUCACAUACAGUGGCUCGUUAGGUUUCUCACCAACAAAUGCCAAAGACGAGAAAAAUGAAUAGCUUUCCAUCUCCAUUUAUUAAAGCAAUACUGUAUUUGUAUAGAAUAAAUAUUUUUAUCCCGAUGCUAGUGACACUUAUUUUGUGUGAUGUUUUUAACAUAUCUGCCUAAUUUCUUCCGCCAAAGCUGUUUGCGCACAAGACAUCUGACAAUGCGAACCCAGGCACUUUCUAUAAGUGUAAAUACCUUGUGAUGAUAUGUAAAGUUAUGAGUCAGUACAGUUUUCUUAAUGGGAGAUAAUGUCCCAUGUUUUAUGGUUGCAUUAAGUGAAUGUUGAUUCCUUUUUUUUCCUCAUCCGAAAAGGGAUAGCUGCUUAGUUGCUAUGUAAUCAGGAUGUUAAAUUACAUAAUGUCGAUCUGUAUGGAGAGAGUGCAUGUAUUAGCUGAGUAAGCCUGUUGAAUGAGAAAUGCAGUAUAAAAAUAGUGAGACAUAGUCCACCGGAAGGUCUUUUGGUUAGUAUUAUUACUAGCUGAUCCUGGCACUGCAUAUGUUUUUAAUCUAAGUUCUGCAUUAUGCUUUGCCAGCUUAAAUGUGUAGAGUGAUGUGUGUAGAUAUGGGUAUGCUAUGUAGAUAUACAAUUUCUUUUCUCUCUUUUUUUUUUUUUGUAUGUCAGAACACAUAGUCUUAAAAUAAUUUCUUAGACUUUAAGAGUGCAUAAAUGCAUAAAAUAGAUGUUGGUUAUAUGCUUAAGAAAAUAAAGUAUUUUAUUUCCAUGAGGGAUGCGUGUUUUGUUAAAUAUAGUGAUUUUUUUUUUUUUUUUUUCUUAGGCAAAAGUCUACAUUUCAUGUAUGAAAUACUGCUUUACAGGAAUAGCUUUGUACAUACAAUUAAAUCAACUGUAAGAAAUUAUUUAAUAAAAUUAGUAUUUAUACUAAAAUUGCCUUAUUUGUGUGACUUUAUUUUUCAGUGUCUUAAAAAAAAAAAUUAAAAAAUCAAGAUAUCCAGGUCUGGGGUUUUAUAUUGGCUUCAGGCCAGUCUGCUUUUAAAUUACUAAAUCUGUACUCUGCCAUUGUUUUAGGCAAAGAAAGAACAUUUAUUUUUGUAUUUAAUUGUAGACUACUAUAAAAUAAUG